Messenger RNA from Klebsormidium nitens, 2638 nucleotides. NCBI's taxonomy places the organism in Eukaryota, Viridiplantae, Streptophyta, Klebsormidiophyceae, Klebsormidiales, Klebsormidiaceae. The record is from the annotation of a GenBank genome assembly.
CCUUGCCUUGGGUAGUCGAGUUACCCGCACGAAGCUGGAGAAGAAGGUACUGGUUCAGGAUAUUUGAAUCAGGGCGCACACAAAUCCCCAUGCACGGAGUUGUCAAGUUUCCUUGCAGGGGCGCUAUUAGUAUUAGGCCGAGGCAAGCUUUGCCGGGCGCAGGGGUAGUGCAACACCUUGAUCCAUUGUUGGUCCGGUGGUAGGUCAGAUUGAGAUGCACCCAGCCGGCCCAGGAUUUAGACACCUAAAAGUAGGUUAGACUCGCAGAGAGGCGCUCAUUGAUGGUUGAGUGGUAACAAAGUAAAGAACACCUCUUGCCGUGUUUUCCAGAGUUGGCCCUUUCCCACUUGCCAUGUUGGGUGCACCGACCCGGGUCCUGGAGGUAGUCAAGAAGCAGACAGGUGGCUUGCUGUGGAAGGUGCAGCGCAUGACCAAGACGCGGCGCGCCAACGCCAAGGCCCGCCACGCCCGCACGCACCAGGUCGAGGACAUCCUGAGGGCCUGCGCCCAGGAGCCGCAGCCAGACACCACCCCCGCCCCACCAGCAGGCACUGCAGAAGUGUCCGCCGGUACGAAAUCGGAGUAGGCGGCAGCGCUCUGCUUCCCAGCUCUCCCUAUGGCUCAGUGCGUUGCUGCCACCGCUGGCGCCCGCACGCUGGGCGGUUGCCACUUGCGGGAAGUAGACGUAGAGGCCUCCUGGAGAGUGUCUGCGGGCUUGCGGGCCGCAGCCUUGCCGUGUGCUCGUCUUGGCAGCCAGCCCGGCUCAGGAGCAACGGUGUGCGCAGAGGCAAGGUCGCUGCUUGGGGCGCCAUUGUCAGCAGGUGCAGAGGUUGGAGGGACACGAUGGAGGGGUGGUCGCAACGCCACAGUCAGCGCGGCUAGCAGCAGCCCUGGCCUGGCGGGGAGCGGAGGGGGAGGAGACCGGGGGCCAGGGAGGGGGCGGGGAUACGGCGGUGGUGGGGAUGGCAACAAGGAUGAGGAUGACAGCAGCGCUGAUGUCAGGAUUGGGCAGCAGAGCGGGGUGGUGCAUCAGCUGCGGCGCGGGCUGCAGGAGCGGCUCGAGGUGGACCCCGACUUUGUGUUCAAGCUGGGCGUGGAGUGCAUGAACGACGCGGGGAUCAUCCUGGCGGUGAACUACCUUCAACGGGGCAAGCGAUUCUUCAGCGAGCUGGAGUUUGUCAUCUGCCAGCUGGCGUGCAGCUUGCUGUGCGACAUGACGCUGGUGUACCUGCUGGCGCCCCUCCCCGUCGCCUCUGCUGCCACGCUGGCCGCCUCGUCCGCCAUCGCCCGCCUCCCGCAGCACAUGUUCCAGAGGGGGCCCUUCACCCUCGCGCAGAGGGCCGGGUGUUACGUGUACAAGGGCGUGCUGUACGGCCUCAUUGGCUGCGUCAACGGGGGAGCUGGCACGGCCCUGGUGCACGCCCUCACGGCCGCGCGCGAACAGGUGGACCCUGCGUAUGUCCCCCCCGCGACCACGAACCCCAUCGGCAAGUCCAUGCUGCUCUGGACGGCCUACCUCGGACUGUCUUCCAACACGCGGUACCAGCUCGUGAACGGGCUGGAGCAGGUCUUGUACGGCGUCUUCUCGCAGCACCUUGGCGUGGCGCGCGCCGCCACCAUAGCCAUGCGCCUUGGGAACAACUUCCUGGGAUCACUCAACUACGUGUGGCUCGCCCAGGCGACUCAGCUGGCCGUGCCCCGCCUGCCCCGUCGGAAGCUGGCUGCACCCGUAGCUUGAUUGGGCCGCUUGCAGCGAGGGAGUUGCGGUGGCCCUGCUUUUGACCGAGGGUAACGAAUUCGAGUGAUUGCACGUUUUUGGCAGCUUUUGCAUACAUUGAGCGUUGUGAAAUUGCGGCUGAUUGCGGUUCGCUUUCGGAAUAUUGCCGUAAGGGGACACUUGCCGGGGAAGAGUUGCGAUGAGCUGGUGAUGCUGGCCCUGAGACACCAUUCUUGUAUUCUUGUCUGCUUGUUUUUUGAGGGAAAUUGUAGUAGUCAAUGUGGUAGUCUAUCGUGGGCUGUCAAGAUUGAUUUGACAGUCAAUGAAGCUUGGUAUUCUUGCUGAAGAAGGAGAGGCGACUUCGAAUCUUCAAAAUAGGAAAGGGAAAGGUUGUCGACGGAAGCCUCAGGUUUGACCCCCGUGCCGAGAAUCGUGGUGACAAUUCAAGCCGCUUUGAAGGCAACAGAAGGAAAUUUUGGGUCUGACAUAGCAUGGUGGAAAUGUGGACCGAGGUUGAAUGAAUAAAGUGUUAUGCCCGCCACUUUUGCGCGGUACGUGCAUGCGGAUCAUUCCGGCGAUUGACGCGAAAUGUCAGGGGGGGGUAGCCAGCUAGUUUUGUUGUUGUUGGAUUGGCAUGAUGCAAUGCGUAGAUGAUGCGGAAGAGAUGCUGGUGCCGAGGCGCUGCCGCAGCGAUAGAGUACCGCAUGACAGCUGUCACGUUGUAGAGGCUCGUUGCCGUGGCUCAUCGGAGCUGCGCGCGCGCGCGAGUUGUGAGCCGUUGAUAUUAGGGCUCGACCCGAUCGGACGGCUGUAGGUUGCUGCAGUUUGUAGUCUACUGUGUGUAGACCCGAAUGCUGAGUGACUGCGGCCAGCCCUAUAAGCUGGACCCGAAAGUUGCUGAUGCAACUUUCUGUACGUUGC